This is a messenger RNA of Cryptomeria japonica (Japanese cedar), 2451 nucleotides long. RefSeq lists its product as uncharacterized. Gene Ontology annotation, biological process: asymmetric cell division. The transcript is spliced from 4 exons. NCBI's taxonomy places the organism in Eukaryota, Viridiplantae, Streptophyta, Pinopsida, Cupressales, Cupressaceae. The coding region runs from base 418 to 1836 and encodes 472 amino acids. The record is from RefSeq and is a predicted model, not a curated record.
AGUAAAAGAAGACGGUAACUUCUAAGAACUCUGCUGAAAAGGAGGGAAAUAAUAGGGCAAAUACAGCGGUCUGAGGAGAUUUUGAAUUUUAGAAUCUACAGUUUCCGAGGGAAAUCCUCUGUUCUUCAAAUAACUAUCCUUUUCAGUACAGUUUUUUUCUGUUGUCAAAAAAAACAGCGAUAUAUUUGGGAAAGGACAAUAAACAUCUCUCUAAAAUUAAGGAUAACCAAAAUUAACUAGUCGUAUCCGUCUUCACAGUUUCCGAGGCACGUAAUUAUCCUUGAUAGAUAACAAAACCUCCAAUCUCAAGCCCCAGGGAACAUGCAAAGUUUGUAGUAUAGGAGACACCCAGAGUUUUAGAUCGUACAGACUUGAAGUUUAAGCUGUGGAUUUGUUCUGUAGAAGCCAAUACUCAAAAUGUGGCAGCUCUUCUUACUUGCCGCUAUAGGUGCAGGGACAGGAUAUGUUGCAGGAUGUAUGAAACAGAAAAAGAGAGAGACAAGUAACUGUUUUCCUCAAAAGAAAGAAGAAGUUAAGUCUUGUCUUUUAAACUCACCUUAUAAUACAGAUAUCGAGGAGGCUAGAAUUGUUGCUGAGCACUGCCAGAAACCCCAAGGUGAUUUAUGGCUAAAUUAUGGAGUAGGGAUUGGUGUUAUGGUCAUGAUUUCCACUGGAAAACAGAAAAUUGAUGAGUUGUCUUUACUAAUAGGUCAGACAGCAGACUUGCUUCAGGAAUUGAAAGGACAAGUGAAUGCCAAUAAGAACUAUAUGAAAAAUGCUGAUGUGUUCAUGAGUAUUUGCCAUCAAAACAUUCUUGCAUUUCAAGAAGACAAACUAAGGACGGAUGUAUAUCGCUGUGUAAACAGUGGAUCUGGUUCCGUUGGAACUCCAUCCGAAGAGAAUGCAUAUACUAGAAGUGUUAUCACUAAUGAAUCUAUACACCAUCUCAGUGGAAUGGUUGAGCUUGACAAAGAAUAUCAAGCAAUGCUAGAGAACACACAAAUAAAUUUCGUUGAACCAAAUUUCUCAAACCAUCAAAGAAACAUGUUUGAUCUUAGUGAGUCCUCCUCAAUUGCUAUGGUAGAGGGUGGGCUUUGUGCCAAUGGUUUGACAGGUCACCAUAGUAGUUCUGAAAACAAGUCUCCAAUGGAACAGUUGAAGAUUUCCGAUGUGGAUAACUAUGGUGUGUCACCGUAUGAGUUAGAUAGGCAUUUACGUGAUCUUUUCGAAAAACAACAAGAAGAAAAAAUUUCAGAGCUUGGCAUGCAAUUAAAGUCAAUGGAGACAAAGUUGUGUGCUAAAGAAGGAGAGCUUCAACAAUGGAAGGAUCGGGUUCGGUGUCUCGCUGAACAUUCAUUUGGGAUCACUUCAGGUGAGGACUCCUCAUCAUUUGAGAAGGCAAGCAAUCCCAAUGGCAGAAGACAGUACUUAAUGCCUGCUCUUUCAAACAGUUCUUCCAAGUCAUUUGUCGGUUCAGCACAGGAGGCGAACUCUCAAUUGCCAUGGUGUCCACUUAGUCGUUGCAUAGAGGGACCUUUGGAAAACACUGCAGACUCUAAGGAACAACUUGAUUACAGUGACGCUUGCAAUUAUGCAGGGCUGAACAGCCUAGUUUAUGCUGAAGGCACGGAGGCAAGUAGAUUGGUAUCCCAUUCCAGAGAUUCCAUAGAUGCAUCCUGCAUAGAUUUUCUGAAUGCUCUUGCUGAUGUUGAAUCUAGUAGAUGCCAGCAUAAAAGUGAUGGCAACUUCAGACAAAUCACAGACCAGAGAUUUUUCAAAACAUUUGACAAGGAAUCCCAAACAAGCAGUUGCUAUACAGAGCUAGAUCAAGCAUGAAAUGUGUAUCGGGAAACUCCACUACAGGGAGUUGGAACCAUGUUUCCCAUGCAGUAUCCACAUCGCCUGGUAACUAUAUUUAUAUAUAAUAUGGCCUUUAAGCUUAUUCAUUUGCUUGCAUAGUCUGAUUUGAAAUGACAUCCUGUCUCCCUAACAAUAGCCCAUUUCACUUCUCUAUUGACCUUGGUUCAAGUAACCUUUACAGAAGAAAUAUUAUUUUAGAUGAUCUGAAGUGCCUGAGCUAUAUCCUUGAAACACACACCUCCUUUCCUUUUUCCCUAUAUAGAUUUUAUAUAAAUUGCUAUUAACUGAAUACCACUUACACUCUUUGCUCCUAGAUUUUAAAACCUUUGGUCAACUUUUACCUGACAAGUCUGAGACUGCUACUUUGAACAGUUAUACGCAAGGAACAUAACAUAACCAUUAGGUAUAAUUUCUAAAAUCAUCAGAUGAUCAUUGUAAGAGGAGACUUCAUGACUCUUCAUGGUUGAAGGCAAACAAUGAGUUGUUUAUUUAUGGCUUAUUGUAAUCUUUUACAUUUCUAGAGAAAGCUCCUCAAUGUUUUAUGGACAGGGUUGCAUGUACAUUAAUAUACAAGAAGUCAUAUUUCUUAUA